Molecule: messenger RNA, 1101 nt
Organism: Cuscuta epithymum
Lineage: Eukaryota; Viridiplantae; Streptophyta; Magnoliopsida; Solanales; Convolvulaceae
Source: the annotation of a GenBank genome assembly
AUUUUGAGUCAGGGAGUAUAUUCAACAUGGAUGUGUGGUUUGGUAGAGUAGACACGUCUUCAUGGAUAAGGUUGUAUCCAUUUUGAGUGACAUAUAAUAACCUUAAACUAAAAUUAAAAUCCUAAAGUUCAUCAAAAGGCAAAUAAAGAUUAUGAAGAGCAGUUUAGGAUUGCAGAAUGGAGAGCAAAAAGGAACAACCCUUGAUCCCUUAGGGCCACCUCAUGAGGCCGUGUUCCUUGUCUUGGCUUAUCUCCCUCUGUUCGAACUAUUAUGCAUCACUCAAGUUUGUCGGUCACUCGCAGAAGCCGUCAAUUGUGACGUUCUUCCAUGGCGGAUCGCGGUAAAGAAGCCGUUAAAUCGGCGGCUCACAGAUGAAAUCCUGUUAAAGAUCACGGCCGCCGCGGAUGGUCGGCUCACAACACUGGCUCUCUUCAAUUGUUUUAAGAUCACCGACUACGGCCUUUUACGGGUCAUAGCUAAAAAUCCUAAUAUCAGCAAGCUUUACAUACCUGGAUGCACCCUAAUAACACCCGAGGGAGUCAUUAAGGCAGUGCAACUACUUACAAAGGGUACUCACCGAUUGAAGAGCCUAAAACUAAGUGGCAUCUACAAUAUGAAUCCAGAAAACCUGGCCAUACUCCGCAAUCUACUGGGACAAAAUCAGGAAAACCAGAGCAUGAGGAACUUGUACCACAAACGAAGAAACCAUUCAAGGAUCAUAGGAGAAGACGAUGAUGGUGACCAUCAAUCCAUCGACAUAGAUGUAUGUCCAAAGUGUGCUGAAACACGGAUGGUUUUCAAUUGCCCUCUAGACUCUUGCAGGGGGUGCAUCAUUUGCAUUAAGAGGUGUGAAGAGUGUGGGGUGUGUGUGAAGGAUGACGAUGAUCGUCCGGAGGCAGCUUGCCUGGAUGAUUUGUGUUUGGGUUGCUGGAUAAAACUUCCCAAGUGCAGCUUCUGCAAUAGGCCUUACUGCCAUGAACAUGCAGAACAGCAGCAGUGUAUGGCUCCAGGUAGUGAGGGAUUUCUUUGUGUGGCUUGUCAUGAUAGGUUUCUAAGAGUAGUUUAAUUACUCAUUGUAUGUAUGUUCUAAGAUCAAGUAUC